CUCUCCUCUCUCUCUCUGCACAAAAUCAUGCGAAGAUUCAACUCGGUUCUGCGGAGUUUACAGACGCGACGAACAUUUGACUCCACCCUCGGAUUGCGACCAGGAAACACGCAUUUACAUUUACUUGGAAGUCUUGACCACUUUGCAGGGUCUCAGAAGCCCUUCUUGUUCCAGCGUUACAUUCACGCUACAGGAGUAUCCUUCUCCAGUGCUCGUAAUUACUAUGAUGUUCUUGGUGUUUCUUUCAAAGCUACCCGGGAAGAGAUUAAAAAGUCAUUCCAUGAGCUUGCAAAAAAGUUCCACCCUGAUACCAACAGAAACAAUCCUUCCGCUAAAAAGAAGUUCCAAGAAAUAAGAGAGGCUUAUGAGACUCUGGGAAACUCUGAAAGAAGAGAAGAAUAUGAUAAUCUGCGUUAUCGGAAUUCAGAUUUUGUAAAUAAUGACGGUGGUGGUGCAGAGAGGUUCAGACGUGCAUAUCAGUCCAAUUUCUCGGAUUCGUUCCACAAGAUUUUUUCUGAGAUAUUUGAGGACCAAUCUAAUCAGCCUUCGCCUGAUAUUCGGGUUGAACUGACACUCUCUCUUUACGAAGCUGUAAAAGGGUGCACAAAGCGUUUAGAAUUUGAUGCAUAUGUCUUUUGCGAUUCCUGUGAUGGGUUUGGCCACGCUAUUAAUGCAGCCACGAGAGUUUGUCCAACAUGCAGGGGACUUGGACGAGUAACUAUUCCUCCUUUUACAGCACAAUGCCAGACGUGCAAGGGGUCGGGGCACAUUGUUAAGGAGCACUGCAUGUCGUGUAGGGGAUCCGGGGUCGUGGAAGCCACAAAGACGGUUGAAGUUGUGAUCCCUGGGGGGGUGGAGUCUGGCGCUACGGUCACAAUCCAUGAUGCUGGUCAUGUAAGAUCAAGAACAAGUCGACCUGGAAACUUGCAUAUCAAAUUUAAGGUUACUAAUGAUUCGACAUUCUCUAGAGAUGGCUCAGAUAUCUAUGUGGAUGCUAAUAUUAGCUUUACACAAGCCAUUUUGGGAGGCAAAGUUGUGGUGCCAACACUAUCAGGCAAGACAGAGAUAGAUAUACCAAAGGGGGCUCAGCCUGGCGAACUUCUUGUUUUAAGAGGCAAAGGACUACCGAAACAAGGAUUUUUUGUAGAUCAUGGAGAUCAGUAUGUGCGACUCCGUGUUAGCGUUCCUACUGAACUUAACGAACGUCAGCGCGCUAUACUUGAAGAGUUUGCGAAGGAAGAAAUCAACAGUGAGUUGAAUGGUUCUGCUGAAGGAAGCUGGUGGGAUAGGAUAAGUCCUCGAAUCAUACGCGAUUUCUCCUUAGUGGUGCUGCUGGCGAUAUUGUUGAAAAAGUUAGUGGGAUGAAACCACCAACCACGAAGGAAGAAAGCUAAAAGCAAUCAGCAGAAGACAGCACAAGCAAGACUAAUUUUUGCAUCUAUUGCUGGUAGAACAAAAACAGUUCAAUAGCAUUACAGAAGAAGGGUCAUAAUUUUUGACCUCAUAUUCUAUCAGAAACUCAUUUGAUGUGAUAAUGAAAGAGAAACAACUUCAUAAAUUUGUUAUUUUUGCAUAGUUACAAGUUGUAAACGUCCUCUAAUCUU
Molecule: messenger RNA, 1604 nt
Organism: Eruca vesicaria subsp. sativa (arugula)
Lineage: Eukaryota; Viridiplantae; Streptophyta; Magnoliopsida; Brassicales; Brassicaceae
Source: the annotation of a GenBank genome assembly